UAGUUGAAGUUCUAAUUAUAGGGUAGAAAUUGAACAAACACCCCACCUCUAAAGUAAAAUAACGCUGUCUGUCCGUUCAAUCGAACCAUCCUUAUUCAGUAAAACUUUAAAGUACAGAAGGUUUGCUAGCAAAAAUAAUGGCUGAUGACUUUAAGAUUGCCGUCAUUUGUUCAAGUAACCAAAAUCGUAGCAUGGAGGCUCACAGUUUUCUGAGCAAAAAAGGAUUCAACGUCAAGUCUUUUGGAACAGGGAACAUGGUCAAAUUGCCCGGCCCUGCCCCGGACAAGCCAAAUGUUUAUGACUUCAGUAUUACAUAUGAUGCAAUGUACAGAGACUUGAUGCAAAAAGAUUAUGAACUCUACACCCAGAACGGUAUCCUUCACAUGUUGGAUAGGAACAGAAGAAUAAAAGCUCACCCGGAAAGAUUUCAAGACAGUACAGAGAGGUUUGACCUGCUCAUCACCUGUGAAGAGAGAGUUUAUGAUCAGGUUUUAGAAGAUUUUGAAAAUAAAGAAAAGAAUGACGAGCAAGCUGUACACAUAAUCAACAUCGACAUUCAAGAUAACCACGAGGAGGCAACCAUCGGAGCUUUCAUGAUUUGCGAACUGGUGACCAUGUUGUAUGCAUCAGAUGACCUGGACAAUGAGGUGGAUGAAAUACUGCAGGAAUUUGAACACAAAGUCAAAAGAAGUGUGCUUCACACAGCUCAGUUUUAUUAAAAGUAUAUUUUGUACAUAUGUAAAGUGCAUUAGAGGGGAGUAUCUGGGUUAGCUGAAUUUUUUUCUUUAUCUUUCUGGAAAAGAAGGGUGAUUGGGGCGGGGAAAGUAAUGUCUUAUGUCUUAAGAUCACUUAUUUAAAGCUUUUGCAGUUCCAGUUGAUGUAAUUUGAAAGCUAGGUCAUGGUAUCUGUUUGGAUACUGGAAAAAUGAGUUUGAAGUUUCAGCUGACCUCCCUGACUCUGUGGAAUGUGAAGAGGUGGGUUUACUAGGUUGACUCAACCCAAUUGUACAGUGAGGUGGUGAAGAAAGGUAAAUGUUUUCAGGGUUUAGAAAACGGUUUGGAGGACAGUACAAAAGGGGGGAAGGGGGAGAUUUUCCCAUGUUGUAGCAUAUAUUGUCUACUGUUCUUUCAGUUGUCUGGCCUUUUUCUGAGAAAUGACUUGCCACUGUACUGUAGUAAAUGAUGUAACAUUGUCAGUGGAUCAAGAGUUGACUACUAGUUGUAUGAUAUAAUUGAUGAUCAGUUUGAGCUCAGUAGAAAAACAAUUUGUUGACCAGCUGUUGAAAUGUCACACGCCAAAAAUUUUCAAAUUUAAAAUAAUUGCUGUUUCAUUAUGUAUUGUAUUGGUUGCUUGUGCUUGAGAAUUAUUUUAUCAAAAUUCAAAUUCUAAAUGUUGAAAAAAGCAAGAAAAAGUAAAGUACCUUCGCUGCAGGCUGCCAAAUCAUUGUAAUCAAUUUCAAAACUCUAAACUCUGCCAUGCCAAAAGCAUUUAAAUUUGACUAGACUGAAAAACCCCCCAACUUUCUUGACACACCUUGGGGGAGGAGAAGGUCACAAAGAAAGCAAAGAGGCAGCGAGGCAAGAGAAAGAAAUUGACAUAAAGACAGCCCUGGAGACCCAAACCCCAAACAAAGGAACAGUUGAACAGAGUGGGCGUCGUCUGCAUGGAUCUUCAAUGUUGCCUUUCUGUGUCCCUGGCUCAAGGCCUCUGCUCUGUUUUGUAUAAUGAAGCUUGCUGUGCAUAACUUUAAUGUCUACAAUUUUUCAGUGCAGUGCGGGGCUUGAAAUGUUAUGUCUGGCGUGAGUGGGAAGGUAGACUGACUUCUAACAAAUUUUUAUCUUGCAUCGUAGCCUACGCAUGAUUCUUUGCCUAGACCUAUGGCAGAAUAAUACUGCACAGUUAUGGAUGCAUAAACUGAUUAAAAGCGCUGCACUAGCUAGUUCCAUCUCAGCUUUAGCUUGUGAGCUCAACAUCACAAUCGAACCGAAGUAUCUCACAAAGGGACGAACUGAAAUAAAAUAAAGGUCAAUAGCAGCAUAUAUUAUGAAGUCAGAUACCCAGACAAUAAUUUCUUCAGUAAAUAUUCAUCUGUACAAGUAGAAUACUCGGUCAUUUGGCCUGAAAGAAAAACUGUUAACACUAAAGUAGUUGACGUGAAGCACUUUGCUAUUCCUCACAAUGGGGCAUUCAUUACAAGCUCGCUUUCUGUGACAACUGGCGAGAUAUGCCCAUACCAUGCAACCACCAGCCAGCAAGCACUAUGCCCCUGCACUAUACUUGCCUAGAAGACCUGUCACAAGUACAAAAUAACAACUUUUACAGGAGUUAACAUUGGUAAUUCCAGCUGAGGCCCUUGCCUUUUACUUUUAUGACACUUCAGAGCAUUGAUUUGCAACGGUAUUUAAAAUUACUUGCACAUUUGAGAGUUUGUACGUAAGCUUUGCAUGUGUGCGCGCUUGUGUGUGUGGGCAUGUAUGUUUGUGUGUUAGUGCGUGCGUGUGAUGAAUAAAUUUGACUGUAUAUGAGCGUUCCCAUUGAUGAAAAUGUAAAAAUAGAGAGAGGAAAUGGGACACUUUUCAAAGCAUUAUUUAACUCACGAUUUAUAUGUACUAACUAUAUUUCCAGUAAUACUUCAAAGCAAUUUCAAGAACUUGUACCGGUAGUCAUUUGGAUGCUCUUUUAUGUGUAAAAAUGUUCUAAAAAUUGUCAAGAGUGAAGUUUCACGAUGUCUGUAAUAAAAUGGUAAAUCACUCUCUUCUA
Messenger RNA from Aplysia californica (California sea hare), 2760 nucleotides. RefSeq names its product RNA polymerase II subunit A C-terminal domain phosphatase SSU72. Gene Ontology annotation, cellular component: nucleus; mRNA cleavage and polyadenylation specificity factor complex. The coding region runs from base 138 to 719 and encodes 193 amino acids. NCBI's taxonomy places the organism in Eukaryota, Metazoa, Mollusca, Gastropoda, Aplysiida, Aplysiidae. Gene Ontology annotation, molecular function: RNA polymerase II CTD heptapeptide repeat phosphatase activity. The transcript is spliced from 5 exons. The record is from RefSeq and is a predicted model, not a curated record. Gene Ontology annotation, biological process: termination of RNA polymerase II transcription.